Messenger RNA from Homarus americanus (American lobster), 636 nucleotides. RefSeq lists its product as uncharacterized. The transcript is spliced from 2 exons. The coding region runs from base 13 to 636 and encodes 207 amino acids. NCBI's taxonomy places the organism in Eukaryota, Metazoa, Arthropoda, Malacostraca, Decapoda, Nephropidae. The record is from RefSeq and is a predicted model, not a curated record.
AGGCUUACACCAAUGGCAACGGAAAUGGCAACGGGGCUUACAGCAAUGGCAAUGGAAAUGGUAAUGGUUACACUAAUGGUAAUGGUAACGGUGCUGUUAACGGAAACGGAUACACCAAUGGAAACGGUAACGGAAUUGUCAACGGCAACGGUGCUGUUAAUGGUAACGGAUAUACCAAUGGAAAUGGUAAUGGUUUUGGUCAACGGCAACGGUGCUCUUAACGGAAACGGAUAUGCCAAUGGAAAUGGUAAUGGAUUUGUCAACGGCAACGGUGGUGUUAACGGGAACGGAUACUACAACGGCAUCGUGGACCCCAUCAGCGCCCUUGCUGAUGCUAUUGGAGAGUGGCGGCGUCCCGGCGUGGACUAUCCAUCCUGGCUUCUGUCCCCUUCACUGGAUUCUCCUGCGGCGGACCCAUGCGGAUACUACGCUGACUGCCGCCGGGCCAGCUGUCAGGUGAGUCUUAUACUGCCCCGAGGCCGGCUGUCAGCUGAGUCCCAUACUGCCCCGAGGCCGGCUGUCCUUCAGGUCUUAUACUGCCCCCGAGGCCAGCUGUCCCGGGUAGGUCUUGCCCUUGCCCCCGAGACCGGGUGUCGGGUGGAGUCUUAUACUGCCCCGGGGCCGGCUGUCAAGUGA